GAGCCUCUCUACAGCUGCAGCUUCAGUUCGGACCACACUGAAUCCGCUUCUCUGUUAAGGUCGUUAUCACAUCAGUCAGAUAGUUUAGCAAGUGAAACAGCUAUGGCACCUGAGUCAGACCUUUAUAUCUUUGAAAGUGAGACAGAGAACUUCAUCCUGACGCCUAAUGUUGAUCCACAGGAGAUUAAAUGCCCUGAAUACCAGCCAUUAUCUCAAACAGGUGGAAAAAAGGCAGACUGUGAUACACAUGUCCUGAUGUGUGAUUCAGAAAAUAUGAUGACACAAUGUCACCACAGCUCUAGUGAGGAACAAGCUAUGCUGGACUAUGAGUCAGACGUGAGCCAACACAAGAGGCCAAGUCCACCUGCUGUGGAUGCCUGUGAGGCAGGCUUGGUGUCAGUAAAUGAUGCUAGACGAGGGAAAGCAGAUGUCAUUGAUUUAAUCCCGCAAUUACAGCGCAGCAACAGCCCCAUUGAACUGUGGGUGGAUGCAUGUCAGUAUCUAGCAAGUGAAGAUAAAGAAGAUAGGGACAAAACAGGUCAUUCUGUGUUGCAAGGAGGCCCCACAGCCACCAAUGACUUGUCUUUUUCCACAAGAGAGACACAAGUGUCAGGUUACAAACUUGAUGGUAGUGAAGGGAUUGGCUGGUCUGACGAUGACACUAUAGGUUGGGGGGCACCAGUUCAGAGGUGGUCAUCAGUAGAUAGCUGGGCAAGCGCACUGUCAGACUGGACUGGGAUCAUCACAGCUCCACCAGAGGACCUUACGGCUGCCUUCACAGAGAUAGGGGCUGAGAUAGAUGCUUUGAGACAGGCACUAGAAGAGGUAAACACUCAUAUAGACAAAGAGACAUCUAAAGACGGAGAGGAUCAAGAGCCAGCAGUGCGGGCACAGUCGCAGCCACUCAUGGGUGUCCAGGAUCAUCCUCUAAAGGCACAGAACCUCUCAGAGAGCGCCGUCCUCACUGGGCAGAGCUGUCUCCCUCUGUGCCUUGAAGCUACAAGACAUGAGCUCCAAGACAGAGAGGGUUCCCAGAGCAUCCAAUCCCUGUGUGAUACACCACCUACCACACAAGGAGAAAAGGAGCCAGAAGAAAACCAGAGCAGGGAGGCUGAGCUGCCUGCGUGCCCCACACAGCAGUGCGCAUCCAUGGGAUCAUCCAGUGCUACAGUGGCCUCUCCUGGAGGAUACAGUGUAGAUGUGAUCCCUGGGCCCGCUUCUCCUGCUGAUCUGGACCUUUCUCGUUUUGGUGGAUAUGUUGAGUCCUUCGAGACAGACAUUUUCAUCAGCACCAAUGAAGACCCAAUAAUACUGAAAAUAACAGAGGAUACAGAUUUGGAGGGACAAAAUACCCUCGCAGAGAGAAUAACUGAGGAGCCCUUUGCAGAUGGACUGCGUGAAGUGACAGGUGAACAUGCUAUCCCCCAGCCUGGCUUGGUGGCAGAGCAGGAAGCUGAAAGGCCAGUUGAGGUUGAUCUUGAAACAACUGAAAAUUCGACAGAUCUUCAUUUCCUAACGACACACAAUCCGACAGAUUCACACGUGCCAGGUGUGGACACACAGCCUGGCCUCCAUAUAAGUGUUCCCACACACGUGUCGUCUGACACUUCACCAGACCUUGACAGAGGAUGUGAGUUGGAGCCACAGUGGGGAAGUCCCAAGUUUAUUAUGCCCUUAGCUCCCCUCGGCAUCGAUUCCUCCCUCAUCUGUCGGACAAGCAGAAGUUUGAAAGGAGAUCAAACUUGUGUCACAACUUGUGCCAGUGACCUUUGUUGUGAUCACGUACAACCUUGCAUUCCCUGGCCAACCUCAGAUGGGAUUACUGACAAACACUCUCUGGAAGGUGAUGAGGAGCUGUUUCACAAAAGUGAAGAUACAAUAGACUCUGCUGUCCCUUCACCAGAGGGACAUCUGGACUUGAACACUGCAGAGUGUUCCUUUACUGUUAGAAAAACAGUAACUGAGGAGAUUAAUGACCUCAGUAGAGAACUUUCAAACCUGACUGUGAUCCCUGCAGACCAUUUCAUCAUCUCAGAGGAGAAGCACGUUGCAAUUGUUACUUUAGAUUUUGAUGACCCUUUCGUCUCCAGGGCUCCAAAACUCAUCGCCUCAGCCGUACAGUUCAAUCAGGAAACAGCUGAAAAGAUGCCUCACAGAAUUCACAAGUCCACCUCGGAGAGCAAAGCACGCUCCAAAAAGGACAAGUCAGCGGGUCAUCAUCAUGCAUCACUUGCUUCCAGGAAACAGGAGACUUUGUCUCACCAUGUUUCAGCCCAGCAGGUCUGCAAACAGCAAGAAAAUCUUUCUCUUACUGGAGAAAAUCAUACCAGUGAGAACACUUCCACCAGGCUUGAGGACAAGGAAGCGAAAUUGGCGAUUGAGACCGCUGUGGCAACGGAGAAGCCUCCAAGCAAGCCACAUGGCAAGAAGAAAAAGAAACUUGCCCAGAAUGCAGCAGGAGUGAAAAGUGUAGGGGAGCCACUAGUCGAAGUGACGAAUGACGCAAAACCAAAGACUGCCAAAGGAAGGAUUGAUAUGUUUGAGGCCAAGCUGGUUGCUAAAGCUGGGAAAGCUCAAAAAGAUGGUGACCAGUCACGCGAUGCUGAAGCCCAGCAACCAGAGGUGAAAGCUUCCCAUAGAGAGCAACCUCUGCAUCACAAAGAUCAUGAAGACACCCAGACUAAAAAGUUCACCAGUCCUUUGAGCGAAGAUAUCAAAAGACGACGCCUGUCGAAGGAUAAGUUUGGGAGGAUUGUCAGUGUUUUGGAGUCUAAACUUCCGAAGCCAGACGUUUCGAUCCCAGCAAAGGGAGAGGAGCCCAAAGUAGAUGCCGGGGCAACUCCUAAGAAGGCGUAUAGUGAAGUGGUGAAACAGAAAAUCCCACCUAAGGAAGAGCCCAAGGUGGUGAAGUCUAUUCAGGCAGAAGCAGCGAGUGGAGACCCUCAGAGUUUGUGCCUGUGGUGUCAGUUUGCAGCCGUCUUCUCCCGCCACACUGUCACCUGGAGCCGAGACGGCGCCGUCCUAUCGGAGAUCAAGAGAAGUGCAGGGGACGAGAGCAGAGUGUCGCUGAUCAUCUCCAACGCUUCUCACAAAGACUUGGGCAAGUAUCAGUGUCGGCUCACCAGUUUACAUGGAUCAGUCAGCCUGGAUUACCUGCUCACAUAUGAAGUGCUCAGUGAGAUUGUCAUCCCUCCAUCCCCAAAAACCAUCUCAACUGCACCUGCAGAGGUGGGGGCUGAAGAAGAGGAUGUCCAGUGUUCCAGGCUACUGUUCAAAGAGGAUUUCAUAUCUGACCAAUACUUUGGAGAGAACCAACCUGUCAGCAUCAUCACUGAAAAGAUCCACUUUGGGGAAGGGAUGCACCGGCGGGCUUUCAGGACAAAGCUGCAUGGGGGUCAGAUACCCCUGCUACUCCCUGGACACUCCUGUGUGUUGAAAGUACACAAUGCUAUCAGCUAUGGGACCAAGAACAAUGAAGAGCUCAUCAAGAAGAACUUUACACUGGCUGUAGAGGAGUGUCAGGUCCAAAACACUGCAAGAGAAUACAUCAAGGCGUACACCACAGCAGCCCAGUCUGUUGAAGCCUUCGGAGAGAUCCCAGAGAUCAUUCCCAUCUUCCUGGUUCACCGUCCAUCCAAUGACAUUCCUUACGCCACACUGGAGGAGGAGCUGAUUGGUGACUUUGUCAAGUAUUCGGUCAAGGACGGCAAAGAGAUCAACUUGAUGAGACGUGACUCGGAGGCAGGACAGAAAUGUUGUGCUUUCCAGCAUUGGGUCUACGAUAAGACUGAGGGCAACCUGCUGGUUACUGACAUGCAAGGAGUUGGAAUGAAGCUCACUGAUGUGGGAAUAGCCACAUGUAAGAAAGGAUAUAAAGGCUUCAAGGGAAACUGUGCCACCUCCUUCAUUGACCAGUUCAAAGCUCUGCACCAGUGCAACAAGUUCUGUGAAAUCCUGGGCCUCAAAUCCCUGCAGCCCAAAGCUAAAAAGCCUCCAUCUUCUCUGAAACCCAAACCCCAACCUUCUGCUGUACCCAAGAAGAAAACAUUCGGGCCUACGGUGAAGGGCAAGUCCUAAUAGGAGGACGGGUUUCAUUGUUCUUGAAUGUUUUUGGUGGUUUUCUUCUCUCACAGUGGACCUCAUCAAGCAGAAUUUGGUAUGUCAAGAGUGAUCAGAAAGGUGGCCAAAGUUCUGGGCUGCAGCAGGCCAGAUCAUGGAGGAGACAGACGGACAUUUUUGAAUCUGAAGGAAGCUAUCGUCUAUCAACCAGUGACUGUUGUUUCAAAAGAUUUUUUUUUUUUUUUUUUGCUUCUUCUCAUGUUGAACAUUUGAAAGAUAUAUUUUACUUUAGUGAAGAUUUCUGUAUGCAAGAGUAUUUAUAAUCUCCAGGAGGAAACGUUAGUUUGGAGAAAACUGUGACGGAUUUAACAAACACUUGAAAAUGACGAAUUUGUUCUUAGUGGUGAACUGUGAUGUCUUAGAGAUUUCUUUAUUGAUAAGAGAGCAGUUUUUGUUCUUGUUUUUCUACUUCUGUGACGUUUUCAUUAGUUCAUUAAAUUAAUGAACUUGUUAAUUAAUUGAUUGGAAGAAAUGUCUAUCGAGUAGGCUGUAUGAUACAACACAGUACAGGAUGUGUGUUGCUUUAGGUUCAGAUGACAGUAUGAGUGGGUAACUGUCGUGUGUUUGCUUUGCAGAGGUUUCCGAUGAGUGUAUAUUCAGUUUAAUGAUUAUGUUUGUUCAUCAAGUGACUCUGCUGAUUCAGGAUGUGCUCAUGUUUAUAUUCUAAAAGCAACACAAAAACAUUUUGUACACAUAAAGCUCACCUAAAGUAUGCCUUUGAAUGUAUUCACUGAAAAAUGUGAAGAUUUAUUGAUUUAUUAUUUUAUUAUCAGGGGCAGUACUGCUUGUUAGAUUGAUUUCAAAGGUCUGGCAUCAUUUCAAGGAUCUGUAAGCUCCUGCCCAAGUCUGUAGCUCCUCUCCAAGAGCCAGAUAUAGUUACAUAUAUGGUCCAUACGAUCUCAAUAGCAUGCUAGCUAUUUAAUUGCAGGCUCCAACGGUCUCUGUGUAAUAAGCCUCCUACUCUCACUGUUGCCUUUUAAAUCUCUGACCCAAAUUGCUGACAUGGCUCUUCGGGGUGCGGCUACAGCUAGUGUGUGGAUCUUUGUAAUUAAAGAGAUGUUGCUGGCUGAA
Molecule: messenger RNA, 5190 nt
Organism: Scatophagus argus
Lineage: Eukaryota; Metazoa; Chordata; Actinopteri; Scatophagidae
Gene: alpk2
Product: alpha-kinase 2
Exons: 10
Coding region: 103-4077 (1324 amino acids)
Biological process (GO): protein phosphorylation
Molecular function (GO): protein serine/threonine kinase activity; ATP binding
Source: RefSeq, a predicted model, not a curated record